AAUAAUUUUAUUAAUUCUUAUAAAAGUAAGUUGAAUAACAGUAGAAUACAUUUUUCAUCAUUAAUCACAAAUUAUAACCUUUGAUAUCUACUAUUGAAAAAUUAAACAAGGAAAUACUUCAUAAAAUUACGACAAAAGCAGAUAAAUUAUUCCUUUGUAGUAAACCGUGUAGAUAACGGGUACCUAAGCUAUUUAGCACAAACUAAAUGAGGAUUAACGUAUAAUGUUAUUUCUACCAAAAAGACGGUUAGUUAGAAGAAUUUCCAUUGUUACUGUCAAAGUAUUACUGGUAAUAUCUUUUUUACUUUUUGUUAUAUUACCACUGAUUUUCAAAUUCUCCUACAAGCUACAGACAGCUGUUCUGUUUUUAAACUUCGCGCAUUUGCCAUAUAACGCCGAUUAUGCCAAUCCACAUAAAUAUGGUUUGCAGAAUUCUCGAAAUUUUUACUUAAAAACUGAUGACGAUAUAACUUUGGGCGUCUGGCAGAUUCUUCCCCUAACAAUAGAAGAUGAUUACGGCGUUAUAAAUGAAACUGAUCAGUUUUUCGAAGAAGCACUUGGAGAUGGUAAAGACGUGAUAAUAUACUAUCAUGGUAACGCUGGCGCGAGAUUAUCUGGACAUCGAGUUGAACUGUACAAAAUUUUGAGGAAACAAUUCCAUGUUAUAGCUUUUGAUUACAGAAGUUAUGGUGAUUCGACAAACGACCAACCAUCCGAAACUAAAUUGGUCAAAGAUUGCAUAUUCAUAUACAAUUGGGUGGCCGAAAGAACUAAGGGUAGUUUGUUCGUUUGGGGUCAUUCAUUAGGAACUAGUCUCUCAUUACACUCUCUGUCUAUUCUUCAAAAACGAGGAAUAGAGCCAACUGGUGUGAUAUUGGAAUCUCCAUUUAAUAAUUUUAGGGACGAAUGUUCCGAAUUUCCGUUAUCGUGGAUGUUUAGAUUUUUGCCAUGGUUCAGCUACACAAUUACAGAACCGAUGUAUAAAAAUGGUUUCACUUUUGAAAGUGAUAAAUAUAUAUGUAAUGUAGAUGCCCCUAUCCUAAUUUUACACGCCCAGGAUGAUCAUGUGGUACCUAUAAAGUUGGGAAAAAGAUUAUACGAGGAAGGUAAGAGAUGUAGACGACAUUCACAAGGGGUUUUAAUGUUUCACGAGUUUGAUGGUAAACAUGGUUACCAACACAAAUUUAUAUGCAGAGCGCCUGAGAUCAAUGGCAUUAUUAGGGAUUUUGUGUCGUUAACCAAAAGUAGAGGAAAAUCGCUGAAUUCCAGUAGAUAAAGUUUUUUGGUGAAUAUUGGGAAGAUUAAUAACAUAUAGGCAAUAAUAAUUUCUGUGAUUUAUUGAAUUUAUAUUGAUCUGUAAAGAUAAAAUAAUAAAAAUGGAUUUUGAUGCAAA
This is a messenger RNA of Diorhabda sublineata, 1393 nucleotides long. Its product is annotated as lysophosphatidylserine lipase ABHD12-like. The record is from RefSeq and is a predicted model, not a curated record. Lineage: Eukaryota; Metazoa; Arthropoda; Insecta; Coleoptera; Chrysomelidae. Gene Ontology annotation, cellular component: endoplasmic reticulum membrane. Bases 224 to 1276 code for a protein of 350 amino acids. Gene Ontology annotation, molecular function: phosphatidylcholine lysophospholipase A1 activity; monoacylglycerol lipase activity. The transcript has 8 exons. Gene Ontology annotation, biological process: phosphatidylserine catabolic process; monoacylglycerol catabolic process.